Lycium ferocissimum is the source of this 3567-nucleotide messenger RNA. Its product is annotated as ABC transporter B family member 13-like. Gene Ontology annotation, molecular function: ATP hydrolysis activity; ABC-type transporter activity; ATP binding. Gene Ontology annotation, cellular component: membrane. The transcript has 10 exons. Lineage: Eukaryota; Viridiplantae; Streptophyta; Magnoliopsida; Solanales; Solanaceae. The coding region runs from base 1 to 3567 and encodes 1188 amino acids. Gene Ontology annotation, biological process: transmembrane transport. The record is from RefSeq and is a predicted model, not a curated record.
AUGACUCUGGGGACAUUAGGCUCCAUCGUCCACGGCUUUGCCCAACCUGUUGGCUAUAUGCUGCUAGGCAAAGCCCUUGACGCAUUUGGAAACAACAUAAAUGACACUGCUGCGAUGGUCAAUGCCCUAAAAAAGGUCAUUCCAUUUGUCUGGUAUAUGGCAUUUGCCACCUUCCCUCCUGGAAUACUAGGUAACUUCCUUACAGUCACUGAUAUUUCUACUAGCAAGGCUCAGAACAGCUCUUUGUCAAGCUCACACACAUGCACAAACACAACUGAUAACAGCAGGCUAUUAAACAAAAAAAACAUAAAAGAGCAAGGAAAAGAGAUAGGAUGCUGGAUGUACGCUAGUCAAAGACAAGUAGCACGUUUAGGACUGGAAUUUCUGAGUGCUGUUCUCAAACAGGAGAUUGGGGCGUUUGAUACGGAUUUAACUAGUGGGAAAAUAAUCAUUGGAAUAAGCAGCCACCUGUCACUCAUACAGGAUACGAUUGGGGAGAAGACUAUUCAUACUGCAUUUCUGCUCCUCCGUGACAGACAAUCUCUCAAAUCAAAACCGUUUUUGCUUUUGUUGGAGAGACUAUCAAUCAAGUCAUUCUUAGACUGCAUUGAAAGACAGACGAAUCUAAGCAAGAAAGAAGCAUUUAUAAAGGGUCUUGGAACAGGCAUGUUCCAGACUGUAACUUUCAGUUCAUGGGCUCUUAUUGUGUGGGUGGGAGCUGUUGUUGUCUCAGCCAGGAGAUCAAGUGGCGGAGAUGUCAUAGCAGCAGUUAUGAGCAUUCUCUUCGGUGCAAUAUCACUUACAUAUGCCACACCAGAUAUGCAAAUCUUCAAUCAAGCAAAAGCUGCAGGAAAGGAAAUCUUCCAGAUGAUCGAAAGGAAACCAACAAUCAAUGCUGACUCGAGAGGGAAGACACUGGAUGUGAUUAAUGGCAAUUUUAGUGUAAAAGAUAUACACUUUGCUUACCCAUCACGGCCCGAAAAGAUGGUUCUUCAAGGGUUUUCAUUGUCAAUUCCAGCAGGAAAAGUAGUGGCACUUGUGGGAAGUAGCGGUUGUGGAAACCCCUCAGGUGACAUUCUCCUUGACAACCAUAACAUCAAGGAUCUUGAUUUAAAGUUUCUCAGGAGAAAUAUAGGAUUAGUUUCCCAGGAGCCACCACUAUUCGCUGGCAGCAUUAAGGACGACAUCAAGAUAGGAAAAAGGGAUGCAGAUGAUCAGGAAAUUGAAAGAGCAUCAGCCUUGGCAAAUGCGCAUUCUUUUAUACAACAGCUCCCGGAUCAAUAUCUAACAGAGGUAGGGCAAAGGGGUCUUCAGUUAUCAGGUGGACAGAAACAGAGAAUUGCAAUAGCAAGAGCAAUAUUAAAGAACCCUCCAAUUCUUUUGCUUGAUGAGGCCACCAGCGCUCUUGAUACAGAAUCAGAGAAACAAGUUCAAGAAGCACUUGACACAGCAAUGCAAGGAAGAACAGUCAUCUUAAUCGCGCACAGAAUGUCAACUAUCAUUGGUGCAGAUAUAAUAGCUGUUGUUCGGAAUGGAAUAGUUACAGAGACAGGAACCCAUCAGAACCUAUUAGAUACCACUGAGUUCUACAGUGCCUUGGUUAACAUGCAGAACAUCAGCCAAGAUUGUCAAACCAGGUCAGAUGCAACUCAACGGCAUACUUCCCAUUAUAAGAUACAAAUUAAAAUAACGACCGAUGAGAAAACUGAAUUAAUCCAACAAGACGAUGCGCCUCAGGACCAUCAGCAGCCUCAUGAAGAGCUUAAGCAACCUCAUGAGAAGAAGCAGAAACGAAAAAAAGAAACGCAUGUAUUCUUCAAAAUCUGGUUUGGCUUGAAUAAGAGCGAGCUCAUAAAGACUGCUAUUGGCUCUUUUGCAGCAGCUUUUGCAGGAAUCUCUAAACCAGUUUUUGGAUUCUACAUCAUUACCAUAGGAGUGGCAUAUUAUAAUCCUGAUUCAAAGGAUAAAGUAGCUCGGUAUUCAGCAUUCUUUACCUCAAUAGGACUGCUUUCUUUGUUUGCCCACACUCUACAACAUUACUUAUUUGGAGUAGCUGGAGAGAAGGCCAUGACGAACCUCAGGCGAGCUUUGUACACUGCCAUACUACGAAACGAACUAGCUUGGUUUGAAAAGCCUGAAAACAGUAUUGGAUCACUUACCUCCAGGAUAGUCAAUGAAACAUCCACAGUCAAGACCAUAAUAGCUGAUCGCAUGUCUGUCAUUGUCCAGUGCGUCUCCUCCAUAGUGAUCGCAACAACUGUGAGCAUGAUAGUUAACUGGAGAAUGGGUCUGGUAGCCUGGGCUGUGAUGCCAUGUCAUUUCAUAGGUGGGCUGGUUCAAGCAAAGUCAGCUAAAGGUUUCUCUAGCGAUAGCAGUGUAGCACAUUCAGAACUUGUUUCCCUAGCUUCCGAAUCUGCCAUGAAUAUAAAGACUGUUGCAGCUUUCUGCCACGAAAUACAGAUACUUGAGAAGGCCAAACUGUGUUUAAAGAGACCAUUGAGGAAAGGGAGGACAGAAAGCAUCAAGUAUGGAAUCAUACAAGGCAUCUCUUUCUGCUUAUGGAACAUUGCUCAUGCAGUGGCCUUAUGGUACACAACAGUUCUGGUUGACAAGAACCAAGCCAGCUUUGAAGAUGGCAUAAGUUCAUACCAGAUAUUUUCCCUAACAGUACCCUCAAUCACAGAACUAUGGACACUGAUACCCACUGUUUUAUCAGCCAUCGGUGUUCUAAAACCUGUGUUCCAGAGCCUUGAUCGGUGCACAGAAAUUGUACCAGACAUGCCAGACAAUGCAUCAUCUGAAAGCAUCAAAGGGGAAAUUCAGUUCCAGAAUGUCCAAUUUCAUUAUACAUCAAGGCCAGAAGUGAUGGUGCUAAACAAUUUCAGCCUGCAGAUUGAAGCUGGAUUGAAGAUGGCAAUUGUGGGGCCUAGUGGAGCAGGAAAAUCUUCAAUCUUGGCGCUGUUACUGAGAUUCUAUGAUGUGAUUGAGGGAAAGGUUCUGAUUGAUAGUAUUAAGCCUAUAAGAUAUUAUAAUCUUAGGAAGUUAAGGGCACAGAUUGGACUGGUGCAACAGGAGCCACUUCUGUUUAGCUGCACAAUUAGGGACAAUAUCCGCUACGGAAGUGAAAAAGCAUCUGAAGCUGAGAUAAUGGAAGUGUCAAGAGAAGCAAACAUACAUGAGUUUAUAAGUAACUUAGCCAAUGGAUAUGAUACUGUUCUGGGGGAAAAGGGCUCUCAACUUUCUGGAGGACAAAAGCAACGGAUAGCCAUAGCAAGGGCCUUGCUAAAAAAACCAGCAAUAAUGCUGUUGGAUGAAGCAACAAGUGCCUUAGAUGCCGAGUCCGAAAGAGCCGUUGUAAGUGCAUUGGAAUCAAUGAAGCUGAACAACUAUGGAGGCACAAAAGUGACUCAGAUAACAGUAGCACACAAGCUUUCCACAGUAAUAAAUUCAGAUACUACAGUUGUUAUGGACAAAGGUAAGCUUGUGGAGAAGGGUAGCCACUCAACCCUAAUGGCGGAGCCUGACAGUGUGUAUUCAAGUCUUGUUAGGCUCCAAAGUGUGGAAUAA